GAGAUAGUUUCGAGCAAUCGGUCGCCGCACGCGAACCUGGCCUCUGUUCGGUAUUCUCGUGGAGAAACCGGGAAUCGGUUCCACGAGGAAGGCGAGCUGGUGCAACAAGCGCCGGAACAAUGUGUCGCCCACCGGGAAUCGCGUGCUGGACGUCACUCCUAAUUCUCCUCUUCGCGACAGCUCGAGCGACAAUCCCGACGAAGCAGCCACACAUCGUUUUCAUCCUAGCAGACGAUCUGGGAUGGAAUGACGUCGGCUUUCACGGUUCCGGCCAAAUCCCCACACCGAACAUCGACGCCCUGGCGUACUCCGGAUUGCUGCUCGACAGGUAUUAUGUCACGCCGAUUUGCACACCGUCCAGAAGUGCCCUGAUGACCGGUAAACAUCCUAUUCACACCGGAAUGCAGCAUGGCGUUCUCAAAGGUGCCGAGCCCCGAGGAUUGCCGUUACACGAGAAACUCUUGCCAGAAUAUUUGCGAGACCUCGGGUACAGCACGCAUAUUGUCGGCAAAUGGCACUUAGGAUUUUACACGAAGGAAUACACUCCGACUUACAGAGGAUUCGACACUCAUACCGGCUUUUGGACGGGACAUCAAGAUUAUUUUGAUCACACGGCUGUCGAAAGCCCUUAUUGGGGUUUGGAUAUGAGGCGAGGUAUGGAUCCGGCAUGGGAUCUACAUGGUGAGUACUCCACGGACGUUUUUACGAAAGAGGCGGUGAAACUGAUCAACGAGCACAAAGCCGAUCGGCCGAUGUUCCUGUAUCUGGCCCACACGGCCGUGCACUCCGGAAAUCCUUACAAUCCGCUUCCGGCGCCGGACGAGGAAGUAGCCAAGUUCGACAAUAUCUUCGAUUAUAAACGGAGACGUUUUGCAGGUAUGUUGAGCAGGCUAGACCAAUCGGUUGGUCAAGUAGUUGAAGCUCUGCGGAAUCGAGACAUGCUGCGAGACAGCAUAAUUAUCUUCUCGACGGACAACGGUGGGCCUGCAGCAGGAUUUAAUCUGAACGCCGCAUCCAACUGGCCACUGCGAGGUGUCAAGAAUACACUUUGGGAAGGUGGUGUCAGAGCUGCAGGAUUGGUAUGGUCACCCAGGCUGGUGCGAUCUGGCCGCGUAAGCAGGCAAAUGAUACACAUUACCGAUUGGCUGCCGACACUCAUAACAGCUGCCGGUGGUGAUCCCUCAAACUUAACCAUCGAUGGAAUGGACCUGUGGAAUGCACUUAGCGAGGAUACCGAAUCGCCACGUACGAGCAUUCUUCAUAACAUCGACGAUAUCUAUGGUGUGUCUGCUGUCACGGUUGGCGAUUGGAAGCUCAUUCAAGGCUCCACGUACAACGGAACGUGGGACGGAUGGUACGGGCCAUCUGGCAGGGAAUGGGUCUACGACGUGGACGGUGUGAUCAGCAGCACAACAGGACACGCCGUCGCCACUGUGGGAUUGAGCAUCACCGCAGAGAUGGUCAGGUUGCUGCGCGAGAACGCGAUGAUCAAGUGCCCACCAAGGAACGACAGUUUGCCGAUCUGCGCACCGUUGCAAGAGCCGUGCCUCUUUAACAUCUACCAGGACCCUUGCGAGGAUAAUAAUCUCGCCAGACAGUUCCCCACGAUCAUCAGGAAGCUGCAGGAUGAGCUGAGGAAGUUCAACAGCACCGCUAUCCCGCCCGGAAACCUUCCGUGGGAUAGCAAGGGCGAUCCGAGCCUGUGGGACCACACUUGGACUAAUUUUGGGGAUUACGUGAACGUUAUGUUGAGCGCUGCAGCCUGACCGAGCCCAGCAACGUGUCCCGCGUUCGUUAUUUUGCUGAAUUACCUACUGAAUGUAUGAAUGAUGUAUGACGUGUACGAGAUCCUGUCUGAAAAUCAGUUGUUAGUCUACACGCCAUUUUACGUGUAACAUUGUUACGUGUAAAAGCGUGCGGAUUACAUUAUUGUUCAAUUUGUUAAUAUCAUCUUGCUGCAUUUUGAUUCUAGUGCACUAAGGGAAGUAACGUACCCACAAUUUUAUUAUAGAUGAUAGUAUAGAGUAAUUUUCAAAAUACAAGAUAAUACGUAAUAAGUCAAAUACAUAAGAAUAUUACUGGUUCUUCAUCUUAUUUCUUUCAUAAUGUAUUAUUUUGACCAAUGAUAAAGUUUUCAUUCGGUACGAAUGGCAUGUCCAUAACUCUGAGGCAUCUGGAAUAUAAAAAGAGUGUGAAAUGCAAUUCAAAAUUUCACGUGUGCUUUUUUAAUGUAAAUUCGCAGAUUAAUUACAUAUCAAUCUGCACGCUUUUCGGUAUCGUGGAUCGAAAAUAGCAUUAUUUUCUACAUGAUGGACGAUUAUUAUUGCAAAAGAAAAUUAGAUGCAUCAUGAAAAAGCAAGAGAAAUUCAGUUUUGAUCAUGUUUUGAUUCACGCUACCGAAAGCAAGGCUCAUUUUAUUAUGCAUGACAGGUUUACCUGCAGCGAGAACGGACCCAUUCGAGUCCGCUCGCGCAGAUUUCUGUAGCUUUGUUGCAGACGCAUUUACAAGUUUUCUCGUCCCAGACCAUCUGGCGUGAUUCGUCGCAUUCCAAUCUGUUCAUACAUUCGCACGCGCAAUUGUCCUCCGAGUAUAUAUGGUGUAUACUGCAAUGGUGUGCCAUCACGCUACAAGCACAUCUGAAAUCACGACAGAGGAAGAUGUGAAACAUAGUAACAUUAAAAUUAAUGACUUGCAGUUCGCGCGAUAACUCUGCUCUAAUCAGAUAGUGCUAAUUAGACAUUUCCGGUUUUAUCAUCCGCCAGACACUUCCAAAAUUUCAUUUGCUGUUAAAUUAAAACUAUUGUAAGCAGUAAUAAAGAAAGUUUCUUGAUAUAAUGGAAAUGUUUUGAGAAAUUAUUCUAAAGUCUCAAAAAUGCGAAUAUUUUUCGUAUGUAUUCUUGCAUUUAAGAAAUCGUACAUUCCUUUUAUUAUGCGUAUGUUAUAUUGUACUUGAUCUAUUCGUGUUGCAUAAUAUAAAAAAGUGACAGUAGACGGUCUUACUUGCACUUCAUAUGUUCCUCGACCAACACUUCAUAACACUGGCUGGAGUUGUAGCUAUCUCUUCUUACGAUAAUACUUGUGAGAUUCGUCUUGACUGGCAAGCAUGACUUCGAAUUAGGGCAGAAGCCACCGCAUCUGUUCACCAUGGCAUAAUUUGGAUAGAACGUGUAGCCACGCUCCGGUACCAGUUUUACAUGAGUAAGCCUCGGCACGCACGUCACCUCCUUCAUGUAAUGAUUGAGUUCCAUACGUCUUCCCGUGCAUUCUGUUACCAAGAUUCGCCAAAUUAAUUAUUCUAAUAAAUAUAUGCUUUUUUCGAAAACUCGCAUCAUUUUUAUAAUAUGUGAAGAAUGAUCUUCUAUUGUACUAUAGAAGUUUCCGAAGAUUUGAAUAAGAAAACUAUAAAAGAGCGGGAAUAUAUUUUUAUAUUAUAAUUUGAUUUCAACAAUUUUUAUGGAAUGGGAAAAAGGAACUCAUGCAUAAACCUCAUAGACGGGCAAAUUUUAUAUGCGUUAUAUACAUAUAUAAAAUUAAUUAUUCAAAAAGUAAUAUCUGUCUGAAUAAAUAAAUAUACUGCUGUUAUUCUUUUGAUAAAA
Molecule: messenger RNA, 3597 nt
Organism: Ooceraea biroi (clonal raider ant)
Lineage: Eukaryota; Metazoa; Arthropoda; Insecta; Hymenoptera; Formicidae
Product: arylsulfatase B
Molecular function (GO): sulfuric ester hydrolase activity
Source: RefSeq, a predicted model, not a curated record